AUGAUCAGGAAGCAUCAAAGAGAAGUGAGGAGUCGAAAAGAUUUCCUGUUUAAAUUCUUGGUCAUAGGAAAUGCUGGAACUGGAAAGUCCUGUUUACUACACCAAUUUAUUGAGAAGAAAUUCAAAGAUGACUCAAAUCAUACUAUAGGAGUGGAAUUUGGUUCGAAGAUCAUAAAUGUUGGUGGUAAAUAUGUAAAAUUGCAGAUAUGGGAUACAGCAGGACAAGAGAGAUUCAGGUCUGUAACAAGGAGUUACUAUAGAGGAGCUGCAGGUGCUUUGCUUGUCUAUGAUAUAACCAGCCGAGAAACCUACAAUGCACUUACUAAUUGGUUGACGGAUGCAAGAAUGUUAGCAAGUCAAAAUAUUGUGAUAAUACUGUGUGGAAACAAAAAGGAUCUUGAUGCAGAUCGUGAAGUUACUUUUUUAGAAGCAUCCCGCUUUGCACAAGAAAAUGAGCUGAUGUUCCUGGAAACAAGUGCACUAACGGGGGAAAAUGUUGAAGAGGCCUUUGUACAGUGUGCAAGAAAAAUACUCAAUAAAAUUGAAUCAGGAGAAUUGGAUCCAGAAAGAAUGGGCUCAGGUAUUCAGUAUGGAGAUGCUGCCUUGAGACAGCUGAGAUCACCACGUAGAGCACAAGCACAAAGUGCUCAAGAAUGUGGAUGUUAAAGAAACAAAACACAAAUCCCCAAAUACUCACUUUAGAUACAGAAGCUGUCCUUGCAAAUGGCGUUUGAAGAAACAGACAAAGCUUGAAGGCUAUGCAGUUUUUAAAAACAUCUUUCCACUAUCUAUAAACAGAGGAGACCACUGCUGACAGAAAGGUGUACCCUGUGGUGUGGGGCAGGAAUGUUCAUAUGACACAAGUCUGGAAAGCAAACUUGAUAAUUUGGUGGACAAUAUUAAGACUCAUAGCUGUAUGUAAAAUUUUCCAUUACCUGGUUUUGUUCUUUCACCUCUGGUUUAAAGCAUUGCUAUAUACUGUAAAUAAUGUAAUAGUAAAUUUACAAAGCAUGGUAUACUUAUGUAUGCUGAUAGAAUGUUGCACUACAAGCAGUUUAAUAUUUUAUUUUUUUAUCAUAUAAACAAAUUUAACUGAGGUAGGCUUUGUCAUGUUUGUUUGUUGCACAAUAGUUUAUAUUUAUGACCUGAAUUAUAAAACCACUGGCGCUGUCAGAGAGAGGUUGUUGUUUUAUUUUUCCUACUUAGUUUGCUGCAUUCUAACAAGCUGUUGACAUAUUCUCAACAUAUGGUUAGGACCCAUAUUUAGGUUUACUAAUAUGUCAAGUUCAAAAUGUUAUUUUUAUUGACAUUUACACAUUCUGUUCUAUUGCAGUUCUUAAAUAAUUUCUGAAGCUCUUUUAUCAAAUUUCAAAAGUUUAGAAAAAAUACUUUUCAGUCUCUUCAAAUGGCAGUUGACUGAGUUGGAUUUUGGAAUUUUCUGUUUUCUUGUUCUGAUGUUUUGUGUAGCACUGGCAUUAUGAAGAUGGAAUGUAUAUGUGAACAGAACUGUGCAUCUUCUGUGUGUGUUGUAAUUCUAGGGCAGGGGCUUACAGAGAACGAUCACAGUAGGAGCUCUCCUCACCUCUUAUCACAGAGCUAUGGAAGUAUGGUCUGUGUUGAAGCAUACCCCAGAUGAGGAGUUCUGAAGUAUCCUGAAUGUAUGAAACUUAAAAUACUAUUUUAUUUUUCUUAGACAUUAAUAAAUUACAGUUAAAAACUUGAAUUUAAAAAUUAGACUUUAAAAUUGGAAGCUUACAGUCUGUCUUGCUGGAGCUCUACCUUUUGAAUUUCACGUGAGUGGCACUGUCCAUGUUGCCCUCAGGAGACUCGUGUGAUGGAAGGAAAACCAAGCGUACUACUUAAGUAGUUUUUCUUCCUGUGAAAUUCAUCAAGGAGAAUUUCAGCCUUGGUACUGAUUUUUUUUUUUUUUUCUGUGUUAAAACCCAUAACUCAGGCUUUCUUUCCUUCCCUCUUUUUAUUGUGGGGAGGAGGCAUGGGGCAAGAGAUUAGGAAGCCCGUCCUCAUUCCUUAGCUGGAGACAGAAGAGGAAGAAAUUUGCAGAGGGUCCAAGGGGGAGGACUGAAGCACAAGUAUUGCCUAUCGCUUUUACAGUGCCCUGACAACUGAUCAGGUAAGAGGCCUGUGGCUUGUUUUGCCAGAUAAGGAGCUGCAGAAUUAAGCUAGUGUUUCUGGGGGGGGCUGAACUGAGGAGGGGCAAUUUCACUUCCACUGAUGAAAAUCACUAAUCGUAUUUUUACUUGGCUACUUGUAAAACUAGAAAUGGGACAUCUCCUUGGAAGUGCAAAUUAAAACAAAGUAAUUUGAUUAGAACCUAGUAUUGAAAUUCCAAGUCAAACAUGCUUUAUUAUUGUCUAUAUAUGAAGCUUUUGGAGGGUCACUUGUCAAAUGCAUGUUUGAAAACUAAAUCAGAAAACUGAACUGAUGCUGUAAUUUAGAGGGCAGUUAAAGCACAAGAGCAAAGCAGGAGUGCUAACAGGCAUACCAUUUUUUGUGGAAUUAGAAUUGUGUUUAAAGCUAUUCCCUUCAUCCUGCCAUUUUUGGUUCAAAUGGAUACUUACCUGAAAAUUGUACACCUUAUGUGAUUAAAAGGAAUUAAGUUUGCUUUGUACUUAAAAAGCCUAGGUUUUGUUUUAAAAAGGCUGUUGGUUCCAAAGACUUCAAUGUUACAGCUCUCUCCUAUGUAUAGUGUAAUAUUUAGGAUUGGAUUUGCUACGUAACUGAUAAGAAUUAUUCCCAAGGAAUAUUCUCUUCCUGGUAAGAGCGUAAUGUAUUUUUGAAGCAGCUUAACUGUGCAUUUACCAGAAUGUCAAAGAACUCCAGAGGAACUUACCUGUCGUAAUCUUCACUCAACUUACUCUGGCUUCCACUACUCGGGACUGGAAGGAAUAACCAAGAGCAAGUCCUGGGAAGCAGAUGGUGGCUGUAGUUGUCUCCACCAGUCCAAGUGGCACAGUAUUAACUGAGAUGUGUUGUGUUUCCACCAGGGUUGGGGAGGGGACUGUGUUGGUUCCAAAACCCCAAACCAGUUCUGGAAUGCUGGGAAAAGAGGAUAUUUUUGGAAGUCUGUUCCCUGCCCUUACCACAGUCUAAUCAGGUUUCUGGGUAUACUCACACCAGUGUAGCUGGGGCAUAGCUCAAGUAAAGCUUAAGGUCUCUCUUGUCACUGUUACAAUGGUUGGAGGGGGCUUGGCUGCUUAUCAAUACUACUUUCCGCUAUGACAGUAGCAGCUGACAGGAACAGGGGGCUCUUACUCAAUUCCAUUGCUUUUAAAUAGAAAUUUUAGGGGUUUGGCAGGGAUUUUCUUAUACUUCUUCCUGUCCUUUUCCCUUGACCUACAAGACUGGCCUCUUUUGUAUACUCAGUUCUUAUGAUCAUUUUGGUCAAGAAGCAGUAAGCACAGUUUUAUUCUUCCUGUAACCAACUGUCUUAAGCUGUCCCCUUCCUACCUGGAAGGACAGAAUAGAGUCAUUAUAAUGAGUUUUAACAUUUUUUUAUCAUUUUUUUAAUGUAUACUCUUAAUGUAUACACAUUAACCAGAUUAAUGUGCACGUUUUGUAGUAUUGCAACCUUUUAUGCGUAUCUACUGACACUUUAAAAAGAAACUUUCUAAAAGCGCAGCUGCUGAGGGAACUACUGUUGGAAGCAAUAGCUCUCACCAGUGCAAGCUGUAUUGUUUACUGUGUCUCCUCUGAGGGUUUUUUUUUUUAAUUUCUAAAAAUAAACAUCAUGUCAAUAUCAGCCCUAGAGUAGAUUUUAAGCUUUAGCUUAAAACAGCAACCCAAACCUAGCUCACCUAAACAGUAAGUGAUAAAUAGGUUGUUAUGUAUGUUUUUAGUGUAAAAUUCAUACUUUACCAAAGCGAGAUGGCUUGGAGUUUUACAUUAAAUAAUACUGGGUACCUGUAUCCUAGAAUUUAUUGGAUGUGGAGCUUUAGCUGUUCAGAUCUUUAAAAAGAUUUAAAUGUCUUAUUAAAGCCUAUGUCUUGCCUUUUAAUCAGUCUGUUGGCCUACACUAUUUCAUUUAAUGCUUGUAUCUAGCACCAAAUAAAGAAUCUUUCUUGAUUUUC
Molecule: messenger RNA, 4088 nt
Organism: Calidris pugnax (ruff)
Lineage: Eukaryota; Metazoa; Chordata; Aves; Charadriiformes; Scolopacidae
Gene: RAB4A
Product: RAB4A, member RAS oncogene family
Exons: 9
Coding region: 1-666 (221 amino acids)
Biological process (GO): Rab protein signal transduction; regulation of endocytosis
Cellular component (GO): postsynaptic recycling endosome
Molecular function (GO): GTP binding; GTPase activity
Source: RefSeq, a predicted model, not a curated record